AUGAUUCCUUUGCAAUGGAAAUGUAUUAAAGGUCAUGAAUUUUCUCGAAAUCUCAAUGAUAUGAAAAGAAAAAAUUCUGGGUGUCCAUACUGUCAAAAAAGAACACCGCAGAAUAUCGAAAUUGCUAAAAGAAUUGCACUUGCUCGGAAUGGCGAAUGUCUUUCAACGGAGUAUAUCAACAAUAAAAGUAAUUUAUUGUGGCGCUGUUCAAAAGGACAUGAAUGGUAUGCAUGUUUAAAUUCUAUAAAAAAUCGUAAUUCUUGGUGUCAAUUGUGUUCAAAGUAUAAGCGAGAAAAAUUAUGUUAUAAUAUUACUUCAAAAUAUCUUGGACCACCAUCAGCAAACCAUCGGCCCGAUUUCUUAAAAACAUCAGAGUAUCUAACAGGACUACAACAUGAUAUUCCUUAUUAUCAUUAUGGUUUUGCAAUUGAAGUGCAAGGUAUUCAGCAUAAAAAAUAUCAUGAAUUCUUCCACCGAGGGAACCCCAAUAAUUUAGUUAAACAGCAGGAACGGGAUCAACUCAAAGAAGAACUCUGUGAAGAAAAUUGGAUAGUACUAAGAUAUGUUUGGUAUUAUGAAGACCCAUUUGAGAAAAUUCCGACUAUCCUUCGAGAACUGGGUCUUAUUCCUUAA
This is a messenger RNA of Entrophospora sp. SA101, 633 nucleotides long. Lineage: Eukaryota; Fungi; Glomeromycota; Glomeromycetes; Entrophosporales; Entrophosporaceae. The record is from the annotation of a GenBank genome assembly.